AAGUAUUCGAAAUUGGGUCAUAUCAGUAGACUUCCGCAUGACUCCAUAUACCCAGAUUCAGCCUGGGGCUGGGCUGGGUCUGAUUUCCGAUUGUGAUGGAAGUACAAACUACUCCUGUACAGCUAUAAAAGAAGACAGCUUGUUCUGAACUCGAGCAGAAGAGAGAUGGAGAUCAAACAAGGAAUCAUCACACCAUCAUCUCACUAAAACAUCCCAUCCAUCAACCUUCAUCCAACCAUGGGCAGAACCUCCGGCAAAGAAGUAACCAACCGCAACCAAGUGCGAGCGGAUAUCGCAGCCGGCGGGUGGGAAGUCGUCUGGGGCGAUCUCAUCAACGAAGGCGACGUCCUUACCUUUCUCAUCUCCAUUCCCACAGGAAGUGUCGCAGGCUGGGUUACCCAGCAGGUCCAGGCUCAGCUGGCGAAGUUCUCCCAGAGUCUGGGCGAUGUCUCGGAUGAUGUUGUUGCGCAGGCGACUACUUAUCUGGAGAAUCUGAUGAAGGGACGCGGUUCUGGUGAAGCCGAUAUCAAUGGGCUGGGGGUCAAGGGUGGCUUCGCUACCUAUAGCCGCCAUAUGGAGUAUUAUCUCUGGGGGAGGAAAGUUGGCAGCCAUGCUCUGCCUAAUAACCAUCAACCAUAUAUUGCUUUGCGCGUUACCAAGCCUUUGCCUCCGAAGUGAUAUAGGCCGGACAAGCUGAAGACUGGCUCACGCCGUCUGGCAGGAAUAAACAGAUGGCCAGACCGCGAAUGAAGAUGAUCUAUUUCCAAUUUGGUGGUUAACAGUCAUUGUCGAUUCAUUUGUCAAGGUGAUGGAAAGAUUCUUCUACAUGACCCGGAAGCAUACUUGUCUCUCCGGGUAAUAAUAUGUUGAAAAGUCUUUUCUGUGUUGAUAAUGAUGUACUGUAUCAAACUAAUUCACAUGUCAUAAUAUAC
This is a messenger RNA of Aspergillus campestris IBT 28561, 932 nucleotides long. RefSeq lists its product as uncharacterized. The coding region runs from base 238 to 678 and encodes 146 amino acids. The record is from RefSeq and is a predicted model, not a curated record. NCBI's taxonomy places the organism in Eukaryota, Fungi, Ascomycota, Eurotiomycetes, Eurotiales, Aspergillaceae. The transcript is spliced from 2 exons.